AUGGGCCUCUGCCGCCACCUGCUGCCCCCCCCGAAGCUCUUCAGGGGGCUGCUGGUCCUCAGCGUCCUGGUCACGCUCAUCGUGCUGAGGGUCGGCUACAGAAGCUCAGUGCCUGCAUCCCCAUCCACGGUCCGGGUUAUUUCGGUGGCCCUGCGGGGCCAGCCGGCGGCCUACCGCUGCCUCCUGUGCUGCGGCGAGGAGCUGCGCGCCUCCGAGGCCUCGCUCCACAUCCACAGCCACUUCCACUACCCGUACGGGACCGGGGACAUCACCUGCCCCGUCCCCGAGGGCUGCCAGGCCCCCUCACACGUCGCCGUGACGACGCCGGACGCACCCGAAAGUGAUGGAGCCUCGCCCCAAGGUUUCUUUUUUUUCCUCCGGAGUCAGUGGCUGGUGCAGAGCCUGGAGAUGCUGCAGCUUCUGGGGGUGGACCGGGUGGUCGUCUACAACUCCAGCUGCAGCCCCCAGACGCAGAAGGUUCUGGAGUACUACACAAAAAAAGGUCUAAUGGAGGUGAUUCCUUGGACUGUGUCCGACCACCUGAACGUGUCUCACGGCUGGAUGCCCAGCUUGGACCCCGGUGACCUGCACUAUUUUGGGCAGAUCGCUGCCCUGAACGACUGCCUGUACAGAUACAUGUACCGGAGCAAGUACACCUCCCUGCACGACGUGGACGAGCUCAUCCUGCCCCAGGCCGUCCCAAGGUAG
This is a messenger RNA of Menidia menidia (Atlantic silverside), 708 nucleotides long. The record is from the annotation of a GenBank genome assembly. NCBI's taxonomy places the organism in Eukaryota, Metazoa, Chordata, Actinopteri, Atheriniformes, Atherinopsidae.